Brassica rapa (field mustard) is the source of this 1161-nucleotide messenger RNA. RefSeq lists its product as uncharacterized. The record is from RefSeq and is a predicted model, not a curated record. NCBI's taxonomy places the organism in Eukaryota, Viridiplantae, Streptophyta, Magnoliopsida, Brassicales, Brassicaceae.
CUCUUCUCUAGUCCAAAUUGUAAAUGUUUUUCGCUUCCAAGACUUCGAUCAGCUUCUUAACUUGUCAAACUCUUCUUCGUCGAGCAAAUCAUCACGUAGAAUGGCGCAUGUCUCGGUGAGAUCGAAGCUUAUCUGCAGCAACGAGGGAUUAUCGUUCGGCGAGUAUUCGAGAGACCAAUUUCGUCACAUGGCCGCUGGAUCGCCGUUGAUUCGUGUGCGCAGGAGCCGAUUAAAGCUCGACUUGUUUCGUGCGAGAGUUUCUUCGCCUUACUCGUUUUUUCCAAACAGAAAGAAAACUAGGGAUCUUGAUAACGCUGAGAAGAAUCUCGUUAGCGAAGAGGACGCAGAUGAUUGGAACUUGUACGGAGAUGAGAGUGAGUUAGAGACGGAUGAUCUAUCUUGCUUCAGAGGCUUGGUUCUUGAUAUUUCAUACAGGCCGGUGAAUGUUGUUUGCUGGAAGCGUGCAAUCUGUCUGGAAUACAUGGAUAAGGCCGAUGUUCUGGAGUAUUAUGAUCAGACUGUUAAUUCUCCUACUGGUUCAUUCUACAUACCUGCUGUCUUAAGGGUUCCACAUCUGCUUCAGGUUGUUAAAAGAAGAAGAGUGAAAAAUUCACUGAGUCGUAAAAACAUUCUACUACGAGACGACUACACUUGUCAAUAUUGUUCUUCCCGUGAAAACUUGACCAUUGAUCAUGUUAUCCCCAUUUCUCGAGGUGGAGAAUGGACUUGGCAAAAUCUGGUAGCUGCAUGUUCAAGAUGCAACUCAAAGAAAGGUCAGAAGACAGUAGAAGAAGCACACAUGAAGUUACUCAAGUCUCCAAAGGAACCAAAAGACUAUGACAUUGUUGCCAUACCCUUAACAAAUGCAGCUAUAAGGAUGUUGAGAUCGAGUAAGGGAAUGCCAGAAGAAUGGCGUCAGUAUCUGGCAAAACCCUCACACGAGCCAUAGCAGUUUCUCUCAGGAAUCGAUGGUUAAAGCGGUCCAAUCUCGUAAAUACAGAAAGCAGUGGCUGGAUUGCAUUUGUAGAUUCAUCUAAUGUAGCUUCAAAAGUUCAGGUGGUUGUGGUUAAGUGUGGAUCAGAUGUAUAUGAUACGUAAAUAAUGACAUCAUGUUCAAGCAUAGAUAAAUAAUCAUAAUUCAACUAUAUAUUUAUCCACAAA